Molecule: messenger RNA, 1224 nt
Organism: Penicillium macrosclerotiorum
Lineage: Eukaryota; Fungi; Ascomycota; Eurotiomycetes; Eurotiales; Aspergillaceae
Exons: 1
Coding region: 1-1224 (407 amino acids)
Source: RefSeq, a predicted model, not a curated record
AUGGCAGACUCUGAUCGCGUCCCGAAAACCCCAAUCUUGGAGUAUAUCGAGAAUCUGGCAUCAGUCAAGAAGGGUCUUCCAUUCGGCCAACCUGUUUGCGUGCUGCCCUCACACAAUGUCACCGACUCCGCGACCCUCCUGCAACUCGCUGCGGAAGUUGGUCCUCACAUUGCGGUAUUUCAGCUGCAAGCGGAGACCAUUGAUGACUGGUCCGACGAUACCAUCGAGCAAUUGAUAUACUAUGCGAAAAAGUAUGGGUUCAUUCUCUGGGAAGGGAGCCGAGCCCUUAAUUCUACCGUCAACUUUAUGGGUCGAUCGUCCGCCGAUUGGGAGACACGAAAAACUCUAGCCGACAUGGUCAAGGUGAAAUAUACGAAUGGGCCAGUCAAGGUGGCACGAUGGGCGAAUUUAGCAACUUCAUGGGCUCCUGGGGUCGCAUUGGAGGAACAGGAGAAGGACUUGUUGAUCCCUACCCUUCGGAAAGCCGCGCGCGAGGCUGUCGCAACAACCGCGAAGACCAUUGAAACCGAGAUCUCGGUAGCGAAUGGCGGCAGCCUUCCUGAGGAAGUGGAAGCUGCCAUGUCACCGCCCACUGCCAAUGGUUGGCAUGAGUUCAGCUCCAAUAAUCUUGGCUACGCCUUGCGAAAGUCAUCAACUAUUUCAGUAACCGAGUCCACCACCCCAGAGCCGCAUAUCCAACCCGAGGAUGGGAUCCCAGCUCCUCCUUUGCUGUCUAGGGGGUUAAGUAUCUGCCUACCAAGCGCCAUCGAAACUGCCUUUACAUUCGAGUUCCGGCAAAGCACAAUCAUGGCAGCAUGUGCGAAUCAUGAUUUUGUGGUUGGUCUUCUAACCAGUGAGCCGUUUUUCACUAAUUAUUGUGGAAAUUAUUUAUUUGAACUGGCUUUACAAGAUGGCUAUGGGACGCCACACAAGGGCCAAAACCUCCUCGAAUCAUCACCUUAUCUGGAGAAGAAACUUUCAUUCUGCUUAUUCUCUCUCAUUCCUCCUGAAAUAUCUGUUAAAUAUGAAUCAGAUCCUCUACGCAGCAUGGAAGGGAAUUCGUCACUCGAUGAAACUCCGGCAAGCGUCACUAAGUUGCGAUACAUUGUCAGCCAGGCGCUAAAGAUGCGUGACGCAAACCGCAAAGAGAACGCAAACCACGAAAAUGACCUGCAAAUGUCAUUAGGGCCUACUAUACUGCAUGUUCCGAUCGUGGUCUUGUGA